Purpureocillium takamizusanense is the source of this 2358-nucleotide messenger RNA. It is a transcript of the gene SUA7, whose product is annotated as transcription initiation factor IIB. Gene Ontology annotation, cellular component: nucleus; transcription preinitiation complex. NCBI's taxonomy places the organism in Eukaryota, Fungi, Ascomycota, Sordariomycetes, Hypocreales, Ophiocordycipitaceae. The transcript has a single exon. The coding region runs from base 813 to 1856 and encodes 347 amino acids. Gene Ontology annotation, biological process: transcription preinitiation complex assembly; transcription initiation at RNA polymerase II promoter. Gene Ontology annotation, molecular function: TBP-class protein binding; RNA polymerase II general transcription initiation factor activity. The record is from RefSeq and is a predicted model, not a curated record.
UUCAACCUCAUUCCGCCUCCCUUCCAUCGUCACCCUCGUCACUCUUUUGCCGCCAGAAGUCGGUCUGCGCUCGCGUCGCGUUUGGUCUUCGUCCUCCCAGCGCUGUUUGUUCACUGCACCGCACUCGAGCGAUCGCGACGGACCACUUCGAGCCGACUCUUCGCUGCUCUGGGUUUCUCUGCAUCCCCAGACGCCUUCACUGGUACAGAACCGUCGGCCGGCAGCAGUUUGACCUCUUCACUCGUCAUAACUUGCGCGCUGCAUCGUCUCCUGUGAGAUAGGCUCUGACUAAAGAGGGGCACCACGAACGUCAUCAGCGCACGCGGCGCCCAGCGAUCAUCAGCUUGCGAUUAGGAUAGUAGCAAAGAAAGAGAGAACAAGAGAAAAGACACAGAAAACAAAAGAAAAAAACGGAGAAAAGGACUACAGAGGGAGACUGCACUCGUUUUUGCAGCCCCUGGUCUCGCGGAAGCAUCUAGCCCGAGGACGAUCCUACCUUAUUCGUGCGAGGAUCUCGGAGUCAAGUCCCUCAUUUCCCUAUCACUCUGAAGCCGUCGCCGCUCGGUGACGUGGCUGUCGGCGAAAGCCUCCCGAGCCUCAAAGCCUCCAAAGUGCAUUCGCCACUUCUCGUCCAGCUUCACAACGACCGUCUUCUGCUACACUCUACCGAGGGUGACGCAACCUGGGCUUCAAGAUCUGCAGUCGUCAAAAAGAGACAGCAGCUUCGGCGUCGCCGGAAGGAGGUCAAGCGAGCGCGAAAAGUGUUCAACGAGGUCAGCAACAUCUACGCUGCGAAGCCGUACGUGCCCAAGAUGCUCCCACCGGGUGGAGAAGGGAAUGCAGGGGCGUUCCAAGAGGAUCUGAAUAAUAUCCUUUGCUGCCCCGACUGUAAAGAGAUACCACCGAAUCUCGUCGAGGAGUUUUCGAGCGGUGACAUGGUGUGUCAGAGCUGCGGCGUUGUCGUCGGCACCCGCAUCAUAGACACCCGAUCCGAGUGGCGUACCUUUGCCAACGACGACCACGGCGGUGACGACCCGAGCCGAGUCGGCGGACCGCAGGACGAGUUCAUCGAGGGAGAACAGCUAGCCACCACCGUCGCCUUUUCCGAGUCCAAGGCGCACAAGGCGCUGUCGCGAACGCAGAACAAUGCCAACCAGGACAAGGCGCAGAAGGGACUCAUGCAGGCGUACAAGGAGAUCGUCUCGCUCUGCGAGGCCAUCAACAUGGGCCAAAACGUAUCCAACGCCGCCAAGCACAUCUUCAAGCUGGUAGACAAGUACAAGUUUAUGAAGGGCAAGCCGCAAGAGGCCGUCAUCGCCGGCUGCAUCUUUAUCGCGUGCCGCCAGAACAACGUGCCUCGCACCUUUCGAGAAAUCUUCAACUUGACUAGCGUCAGCAAGAAGGAGGUCGGAAGGGUCUUCAAGCAGCUGCAAAAGUUCCUCCAGAAGCUGCAAGACACCGAGGGAGAGGGCGCAACGGGCCUCAACACCGUCACCAACUACGAGAACACGUCAGUUGGCGCCGAGGACCUGUGCGGCCGCUACGUAUCGCAGCUCGGUUUCAAGAACCAGCAGAAGAUUAGCAAGAUCUCGCGUGCCCUAGCCGAAAGGGCCAACGACAUAUCGGCCUUGGCCGGCCGAUCGCCCCUUUCCGUUGCGGCUGCGUGCAUCUACAUGGCUUGCCACCUUGUUGGGGAGCCGCGGUCGUCGACGCCCAUUGCCAAGCAGGCCGGCGUGAGCGACGGCACGGUCAAAACGGCUUACAAGCAUUUGUUCGCCGCCCGUGACCAGCUCAUCGAUAAGGAGUGGCUCGAUGAAGGCAUGAGCAUGGACAAUAUCCCACAGGUGCAGGCCUGAUCGCGAAGCAGGCCAGACACACCGCGUACGGAUGGCACGCCUACCCGUGGCGGCUCCAGGUGGAGCCGUCUGCAGAAAGACCUCGGGGGUUUCCCUCUUAGGUUCCUCCUACUUGCGGAAUGCCAGACUGGAUUCAUAUCAUGGCGUUUAUGGCGGGCGGCGCAAGUUGUUUUUGACUCGGACUGCUUGUCGAGUGUUUUACCUCCCGUCCCUGUCCCUCAAUACUUGCUUGCUGGGGAAGCAUGCUCGGGGCGGUUGGGUCAGCAUGGCCCAUGAUGAUGGCGGCCUUUGGCGCCCAAGAGCAAACGAUUGUCACGGUACAAAGCGAGGUAGUGAGGGACAUAUUCCCUCCCCCAAAAUAGACGGCCCAAAUUGUAUCCCCCCCCCCUUUUUGUGCGUGAAUAUCGCUUGCUGUCACGGUUCGUGUCGCGCGCGUAUGUGUGUGUAUGUGUGCGUGCGUGCCUGCGUGGUCGAGUGUGCCAUCUCUCUCUCUCUCCCUUCC